GGCGGUUGCCGUGGUAACGGCGGGCCUGGCGGCCAUGGAGGGCGGCGGGCGGCCCUCGGCCGCGCAGGCCGUGCUCUUGGCCGCCAGCACCGCCAUCACCGCCCUGCUCUACUCCGUCUACCGGCAGAAGGCUCGCGUGGCCCGCGGGCUCGAGGGCGCCAGGAAAGUCCGGCUGGACGGGGACCUGCGGGCCGUGCUGCUGGAGGCGCCUGGACGCUGCGUGCCCUAUGCGGUCAUAGAAGGUGUGGUGCGGUCGGUGAAGGAGACCCUGAGCAGUCAGUUUGUGGAGAACUGCAAGGGGGUGGUUCAGAGGCUGACACUGCAGGAGCACAAGAUGGUGUGGAACAGAACCACCCACCUCUGGAACGACUACGAGAAGAUCAUCCACCAGAGAACCAACACCACCCCCUUCGACCUGGUCCCCGCCGAGGACGGCGCCGGCGUCACCGUGCGGGUGGUGAAGCCUCUGGAGGCCGCUGAGCUCAGCCUGGAGACGGUGUAUGAGAAAUUCCACCCCUCUGUCCAAUCCUUCACCGAUGUCAUCGGCCACUACAUCAGCGGGGAGCGUCCCAAGGGCAUCCAGGAGACGGAGCAGAUGCUGAAGGUGGGCACGGCCCUGACUGGGGUGGGAGAGCUGGUGCUGGACAACGCCACCAUCAAGCUGCAGCCCCCGAAGCAGGGCAUGCCUUACUACCUGAGCUCCCUGGAUUUCGAGUCCUUGCUGCAGAAACAAGAGUCCAGCGUCCGGUUUUGGAAAAUCCUGACGGUCGUUUUCGGCUUUGCCACCUGCGCCGUGCUCUUCUUCCUGCUGCGGAAGCAAUACCGGCACCACCGCGAGAGGCAGCACCUGCGGCAGAUGCAGGAGGAAUUCCGGCAAGCCCAGGAGCGCCUGAUGAACACGGAGGGCGGGGAGAUUCUCAAAAACGCCUGCGUGGUCUGCUUGAGCAGCACCAAAUCCUGCGUUUUCCUGGAGUGUGGCCACGUCUGCUCCUGCCACCAGUGCUACCAGGCACUUCCCGAGCCCAAAAAGUGCCCGAUCUGCAGGCAGGGCAUCACCAGGGUGGUUCCCUUGUACAACAGUUAAUUUUUGCUGAUUCUCGGGCGGGGAGAUUCUGGAUUUAAAGCUGCUGCUGCUGGCAAAGGGGUUUUGUCACCUUGGAUUUUGGGGAAGGGGAGGGAGCUUGAAGAAGGGGGUGCUUCAGCAGGGGGGCAGAGCUGAGGCUGAAAAGGUGACUCUGCAGCUGCUCAGAGGUGUUUUUGGGAGAUGAUUCCUUGCAAAGGGUGAGGUGCUCGGGGAGAGAUGCAGGUUCGAGGCUCUUCUGUUAAGGUUUGGACUCCCAGGCUUUGUGUCAUGGUUACAGAGCCUGUGGCCCCUUACCCAGGUGAUAAAAACGUGGGGGAAACAAAAAUAAAAUAUAUGAAGGGUUCUGAGAGGCUGCAGGAUUCCUGUGAGGCUGCCAGAGGGGGCUGCAAGGCCUAGCAGAGCAGGAGGGGCUGUCAGAGAGCUCGUCCCAGGGGUUGUGAACUCAGGUAAUUCUGUGAUCCCCCCGAAAUGGCUCUGUCACAGCAGGAUGUGGGGAUGUGAGGAUGCUGUGGCUGAUGGCUGUGCUUGGCUUGGGACAGCAAACAGGGUGUGAAGUAAUAAAAUAGGAUGAAAAGCG
This is a messenger RNA of Poecile atricapillus (Black-capped chickadee), 1661 nucleotides long. It is a transcript of the gene MUL1, whose product is annotated as mitochondrial E3 ubiquitin protein ligase 1. The transcript is spliced from 4 exons. Bases 35 to 1084 code for a protein of 349 amino acids. Gene Ontology annotation, molecular function: ubiquitin-protein transferase activity. Gene Ontology annotation, cellular component: mitochondrion. The record is from RefSeq and is a predicted model, not a curated record. NCBI's taxonomy places the organism in Eukaryota, Metazoa, Chordata, Aves, Passeriformes, Paridae. Gene Ontology annotation, biological process: organelle organization; protein ubiquitination.